CCAGCAAGCGGAAGAGCCGAAGGAUGGCUCCCGCGGGCAGCGCGGUGCUGGCACUUGUGCCAUCGACGCUUCCGUCGGCCAAGCCGGGCGCGCCCUCCAUGGACGUCUUCCCGACGACUUGCGCCAUCUGCCUCGAUGCGAUCCAAGGGCCCAUGCUGCGCAAGCUGUGUUCCGAGACGUGCCCGGGCAUGCUCUGCGCCGCGUGCUUCCAGCGGUACACGGAGGUCCAUAUCGCGUCGAUCCUCCACGGCGUCGUCUCGACGCUCAAAUGCCCGAUCUGCGUUGUGCCGAUGAACCUCUUGCGCGUGCUCGAUAGCGUGGGCCCGGACGCCGUCGCGUCGAUCCGCGACGCGGUCGAGGCGUCUUGCGAGAUUCGGUGCCCGAUCUGCGACGAUACCUACGUGCUUUUGCCCGACGUCCACGACGAGACGAUCGAGCACUUGGCCACAGUCGCGUCCGAGCAGCAGCUCGUGGCGCUCUUCCCGAGCACGUUGCAACCGUUCGUUCUGCCGUUAUUGGCCUAUUGCAGCUACCGCCUCUCGGCGCCGGCCUUUUUCGCUCUCGUUCAAGCGCAAGAUGCAUUGUCCCUCGACGUGUUGCUGCCGGCGCUUCUCGCGCGCAUCUUUGACCCGCAGCGGCGCGCCUGCCUCUUCCUCGCGUGGCGACAAAAGGACCCGUUCAGCGUCACGUCGUGCUGCCACCACCCCGUGUGCUUUCUCUGCAAGACCGCGGGCCACCACAAGGGCGUCUCGUGUCGUGAGAACGCCGCGACGAUCGUCGACAUGGCGCAGUGCCCCCACUGCUUUUUGUACCUUGUCAAAGGCGAUGGCUGCGACUCGAUACUGUGCUUUUGCGGCACCUCGUCCAACUGGCUCGACGAGGUCGACGCACUGCGCCGUCGCAUGCUGCUUACGCCGUCCACCAUCGCCAGCUUUUCGCGCGUUCUCGCGUUCUUGCGUCGGUGCGUGCACCGUCGGCGCAUGGUCGACGUCGUGCUACCGCAGAUGACGGCCCGUGUUCUCGCGGCCAAAGUAGCUCGCAUUCAGCUCCGUCUCGCGCAGCCAGCGACAUGGCCGGCGCGGCAGACACUACUGCAGUACGUCUACCGCCGGCGCUACUCCCGGAGCGUGCUCGGACGCCUUCCCGCACUCGUCCAUGGCUGGCGCCAAGAGCACCUUCGCCGCGUCUUCUCGACAACGGUCGUUCCGUCCAUCCUCAGUGCCGUCGCGCACGCCCGCCAUGCGCGGAUCCGCGAAGUCUUGCGCACUUCGCGGCCGCGCCGACGCGCGUUGGAGCAGCUGGUGGUGGCAUUUCGCAGAGUGUGCUUUGGCCGGGCGCUGCAGCCCGUGCUGGAUCAAGUGCCCGCUGCUGUCGCGGCCAAGCGGCGGGUGCAGCUCAACGCUGCGUUGCCUCGGUGGGGACUCUUCAAGGCGCUCGUGCUACGCUGGGUGUACCGCAGUCGCUACCGGUCCAUUGUCGCUGCGAUGCCGGUCAUGUGCUGCAGUGGCGCGUGACGCAUUUCUGUAAAACCAACGG
Molecule: messenger RNA, 1536 nt
Organism: Saprolegnia parasitica CBS 223.65
Lineage: Eukaryota; Oomycota; Saprolegniomycetes; Saprolegniales; Saprolegniaceae
Exons: 1
Coding region: 24-1514 (496 amino acids)
Biological process (GO): ubiquitin-dependent protein catabolic process; protein polyubiquitination; positive regulation of proteasomal ubiquitin-dependent protein catabolic process
Cellular component (GO): ubiquitin ligase complex; cytoplasm
Molecular function (GO): ubiquitin conjugating enzyme binding; ubiquitin protein ligase activity
Source: RefSeq, a predicted model, not a curated record